Drosophila guanche is the source of this 430-nucleotide messenger RNA. Its product is annotated as DNA repair protein SWI5 homolog. The record is from RefSeq and is a predicted model, not a curated record. Lineage: Eukaryota; Metazoa; Arthropoda; Insecta; Diptera; Drosophilidae. The transcript has a single exon. Bases 88 to 399 code for a protein of 103 amino acids.
GCUUUCUUUGCUUGAUUAAAUCAUGCGAAAAGCAAUGAGAAAUUUUACGCACGAUACGCCACACGUUUUAGCGCACAGAGUUGCCAGAUGGCGCAGGACUGCAGUACAGCUGAUGCAAUAGAUAUCGAAUGCGAGCAUUGUCUGGGCAAGGGGCCAAGACUCGAUUUGGAGGCAAACAUUAUGAAAAAUUCGAAAGGAAAAGCACGUCGAAAGGUCGAGAAGCAAAUCGAACGCCCGGACUCUUCACAAGUGGCACGGGAAAAGCAAAUAAUGGAAUUAAUGCACGAGUACAACAAUUUGAAGGAUGCGACCCAGACAGUAGUCGAGCAGUUGGCUGCAUUGAAGGAUAUUUCCAUCAAAUCAGCACAUGAAAUGUACAACUUGCCUAACAGUGAAUGAAAAAUAAAAUGUUCUCGGGUUCAUUUAUGUA